AUGUGGCAGUUGGCUAAUGAGGUGACGCCCUGCACGGGCAGCACAUUGUCAGGGGGAAGAGGAAGCGGAGACAGGCCGAGGGAGAGCUUUACGAUCUUUUCUGUCCUACCAGCCAUGGAUAGGAAGCAGAAGCAAGCAGAGAAGGCCAGGCCCUACGGCCUGCUGAAGCCGGCAGCUUUAGGCAAGAUCCCAGGCAGAUUCCAGCUGCACCAGGAGGCCCUGCCCCCCCUCCCCGUGCCGCCGCUCCAGCAGACGCUGGACAGCUACCUGCUGGCUCUGAAGCCCAUCAUCAGCGAGGAGGAGCUGAACCACACCCAGGAGCUGGUGGCCGAGUUCCGCAAGCCGGGAGGCGUCGGGGAGAGGCUGCAGAAGGGCCUGGAGAGGAGAGCCAAGAAAACGGAGAACUGGCUGUCAGACUGGUGGCUGAGGACAGCUUACCUGGAGUACCGCCUGCCCGUCGUCGUCCACUCCAGCCCCGGCGUGGUCCUUCCCAAGCAGGACUUUCUGGAUCGGCAAGGUCAGCUCAGGUUUGCUGCCAAGCUGAUCGAGGGCAUCCUGGAUUUCAAGACCAUGAUUGACAAUGAGACCCUCCCAGUGGAGUACAUGGGUGGGAAGCCCCUGUGCAUGAACCAGUACUACCAGAUCCUCUCCUCCUGCCGCAUCCCCGGGCCCAAGCGGGACUCCAUCGUCAACUACGCCCAGGGCAAGAAGCAGUCCAGGCACAUCACCGUGGUGCACAACUUCCAGUUCUUCGAGCUGGAUGUUUACAACAGUGAUGGAAGUCCCCUUACUACUGACCAACUCUUCAUUCAGCUGGAGAAGAUAUGGAACACCUCUCUCCAAACUAACAAAGAGCCUAUUGGGAUCCUCACUACCAACCACCGAAACAGCUGGGCAAAAGCCUACAACAACCUGCUGAAAGAUAAGACCAAUAAGGAGUCCGUGCGUACGAUCGAGAAGAGCAUUUGCACUGUCUGCCUGGAUGCCCCCAUGCCACGGGUGUCUGAGGACAUCUACAAGAGCCGCGUGGCCGCCCAGAUGCUGCACGGCGGAGGCAGCCGCUGGAACAGCGGGAACCGCUGGUUCGACAAAACCCUGCAGUUCAUCAUUGCUGAGGAUGGCUCCUGUGGGCUCGUCUACGAGCACGCUCCUUCAGAAGGCCCACCCAUCGUCGCUCUUCUGGAUCACAUCGUGGAGUACACGAAGAAACCUGAGCUGGUAAGAUCACCCAUGAUUCCUUUGCCGAUGCCCAAAAAGCUGCGUUUUAACAUCACUCCAGAAAUCAAGAAUGACAUAGAGAAGGCAAAGCAGAACCUCAACAUAAUGGUUGAAGACCUGGAUAUCAAAGUUGCAGUCUUUCAUCAGUUUGGGAAAAACUUCCCUAAAUCAGAGAAAAUAAGUCCUGAUGCUUUUAUCCAGCUGGCCUUGCAGCUAGCGUAUUACAGGAUGUACGGCCACGCCUGUGCCACGUACGAGAGCGCGUCGCUGCGCAUGUUCCGCCUGGGCCGCACGGACACCAUCCGCUCCGCCUCCGUGCACUCCCUCAGCUUCGUGCAAGCCAUGGACAACCCCAGCACACCGGACCAGGAGAAAACAGACUUGCUGAGGAGAGCUACCCAGGCCCACAGGGAAUACACCGAUAUGGCAAUAAGGGGCAAUGCAAUAGACCGACACCUCUUGGGCUUGAAGCUUCAAGCUAUUGAGGACCUCGUGAGCAUGCCCGAGCUGUUCAUGGACACAGCCUAUGCUGUUGCAACGCACUUUAACCUCUCCACCAGCCAGGUCCCAGCAAAGACAGACUGUGUGAUGUGUUUUGGUCCCGUGGUUCCAGAUGGCUAUGGAAUCUGUUACAAUCCUAUGGAUGAACACAUCAACUUUGCAAUUUCAGCAUUCAACAGCUGUGCUGAGACAAACGCAGCCCGCAUGGCACAUUAUCUCGAGAAGGCACUGCUGGACAUGAGGGUCUUGCUCCAGUCCACUCCCAAAUCCAAACUGUAAGAAGCAAACGUGCUGCAAAAUCCCUAACUAAAGGGGCUAACCCCCAUGCACUGAAGUUCCCAGGUUCUCAGAAAAUGACUGAGGCGACAGCUUGCCCUGGAACCUAGGAGGACAUCUACCAUUUGUUUUCAGCAAGAGGUUACAAAAUAGUCAUCUGCAGAUAUUAGACUCUGGUGAGAGGAGACACUGUCUUAAGACAAAGCAGAACUGACUGGUCCUCUCCCAUCCAUUCAAAGUGCACCUUCCUGUCCUCAAAGAGGACUAGAAAUGUGAAUUUUGUGGAACUGUAAAGGACUACAGAACGCACAGUCCUUACCAGUAUCUAAAUCCAUUUGGUGAGGAAGGUAGUUCUUCAGGAAAAGCAGAGAAGGUUUAUUGUGUGAUGGAACUACUUUAAGACCAAGUCUUUUUGCUGGUUUAGUCUUCUGAAGAGUGCAGCAUCUUUCAAACUUGACUGAAGAUUUUUCUUCUGCUCCAGCAAAACUUCACCAUUAAACUUUGGCAUGGGGAGAAAGAAGUUCUUCAGUCAGAGCAGAUCCAGUCUCGUUGGAGUGCACUGCACUACUGACCCCAGGCACUCUGACCUGCUUUACAGGUCCGGGAAUGUUCCCUUUCCCUUGUUACAGGAUGCUGGGAUCUCCUUUCUGUUGCACUGACCUUAUUUAAGAACAGAAUAUCAUUGUCUACAAACUAAGGGGUUUUUUUUUGUUCUUGUUCUGGGCUUUUUAUUAAGCUUGCUGUUUUGGUCCUAGCCCUUGACCUUCAGGCUCAGUGUAAAGCUUUUUCCCCACAAAGCUUUUCCAAAACUUCUCUCCCACAAAGGUAUUGCUAGCUUUGGCUUUACAUACCUUAACAUUUGUGGAGAUGGGAAGGGACAGCCUAUGCAUUUAGCAGGACACUUACUUCAUUGUACCUUUCUUUGGAAUUGGGGAAAAGAAAAAGAUGCUGACUUUCUGUUGACUAGCUAGAAGGCCACCUGCUUAGUCUCCUUCAGAGCACAUGUUAACCCACUGUAGUUUUAUAGCUUGCUUUCAGAAACAACAUAUUUGUGCAGAAUGUGUUAUGCCCAAGUUGUGGACAAAUAAGAAUGUUUCUGAUUGGGAACUC
This is a messenger RNA of Merops nubicus (carmine bee-eater), 3105 nucleotides long. RefSeq names its product carnitine O-acetyltransferase (gene CRAT). The record is from RefSeq and is a predicted model, not a curated record. Gene Ontology annotation, cellular component: peroxisome. The transcript has 14 exons. Bases 1 to 1998 code for a protein of 665 amino acids. Gene Ontology annotation, biological process: carnitine metabolic process, CoA-linked. NCBI's taxonomy places the organism in Eukaryota, Metazoa, Chordata, Aves, Coraciiformes, Meropidae. Gene Ontology annotation, molecular function: carnitine O-acetyltransferase activity.